Messenger RNA from Gambusia affinis (western mosquitofish), 2687 nucleotides. RefSeq names its product VPS9 domain containing 1 (gene vps9d1). Gene Ontology annotation, cellular component: cytosol; endocytic vesicle. Gene Ontology annotation, molecular function: small GTPase binding; guanyl-nucleotide exchange factor activity. The coding region runs from base 13 to 1791 and encodes 592 amino acids. NCBI's taxonomy places the organism in Eukaryota, Metazoa, Chordata, Actinopteri, Cyprinodontiformes, Poeciliidae. The transcript is spliced from 15 exons. The record is from RefSeq and is a predicted model, not a curated record. Gene Ontology annotation, biological process: vesicle-mediated transport.
AAGAGGAAGAGUAUGGCGGACGGCGGAGGGAAGCCGCUGCAGAGCGCCAUGAAGAUGGCCAAGCAGGCGAUCCAGCUGGAGGGGGGAGACAGGCAGCAGGAAGCUUACUGCCAAUACCUGCGAACGAUCAACUACAUAUCACACGUUCUUCUCCAAGAAGAGACGCAGGUGGAGGUGGAGCGGAUGCUGCGGCUGGCGGAGCAGUGUCUGGACCGAGCUAAGUCCUUCAUAGGGAAGCGCUCUGUCCAUCCUGCCCCCCCUGUCCUCCACAACGCCUCCUGUUCUUCAGCUGACCAAUCAGAGGCUGAGGCCGGUCCUAAGGCUGGAGACAGAGCCUCUGCUGCUGAGGGACAGGUUGACGCUUCGUCCCAGUUUGGUCUGUCAGAUGAUGGUGGACAGCCGUCCUCUUUCCCUCCUCCUGAUGUCUUCCAGAGACAACAGACUGCAGCUUCACACGACUCCAGCAGGAAGACGCUGACCCCGGUGGAGGAAGCAUCCCGGCAGAACCAGAAGCUCCAGGCGUCCUAUGAGGCUCGUGUGGCCCGGCUGGCUCCGGGUCAGGCGUCCCAGAAAACCUCCUUGACCCUUUCUCUGCAGCGGCAGAUGAUGGAGAAUCUGAUCAUCGCCAGAGCCAGACAGGACGCCCUGCAGAGGAAGGUGGAGGAAAAGAGGCAGAGGCUGCAGGAUGAAGCUAACAGGAGGUUUGCUGCCUCUGGAGCACUGACUGCAGAGGAGCAGGAGCAGCGGCUCCUCUACGCCCGGGUUCUGGAGUACGAACUGGACCACGACUGGCCCAAACAGUGGAGAACCAACAUCAAGGGGAACCCGGACGCCUCACUGGUUCUGGAUCUACUCUCCUUUCUGCUCAGGUCUGAUCAUCCACUGGUGGAGCUGCUGAGGAAACAUCAAUUCAGGAUCUACAACCAGCUCUACCCCAUUGUCACCCAGAGUCUUCCUCAGAGUCUUCCUCAGAGUCUUCCUCAGAGUCUUCCUCAGAGUCUUCCUCAGAGUCUUCCUCAGAGUCUUCCUCAGAGUCUUCCUCAGAGCCCCGCCCUGCUGCUCAGGUCUUCUCGCUGUGUCCCGGUCCGGCUCUCUCCAGAGCGAAACCCGACCGGAACCAGCAGCUCGCUGGACGGCGAGGAUGCGGCGCAGCGGGACGACUCCUUCGAGGACCUGGAGCACUUCCUGUCCCAGCUGGACUCCGGCGGCUUGCGGGCGGAGCUGACCUUUGACCCCUCUGUUGAGCUGGAGCAGCUGGAGCUCAGAGUUCUAAAAGAACACCUGAAGGCCAUUGUUAGAGACAUCCACGGAGCCGUCGAUCAGCUGCUGUCGCUCUGCCUGCUCUCCUUCGACUGCCUGAACACCGCGACCUUUAAGGACCUGAGUCUGGGCUGCAUCGAGGAGGCCUUCUUCACGCCGCUGUGGAGCCCCCUGCUGGCUCUCUUCAGGCGAGUCCUCAGGGAGCGAGAGCGGCUCUUCCAGAGGAACAUGGCGCUGUACUGCAGCGCCUCGCCAGCAGAGGUCGGUGUUCCCGUCAAACUGUUCCCCCAGGACCCCGGCGCGCUGCAAGGUUCCUACCCCUACGAGGUGGCGGUGCAGGAGCUGAAGCUGCUGGUGCAGGGCGGCUGCCCUCAGAGGAAGCUGGACUGCGUAGUGCGGACGCUGCGGCUGAUCUGCGGCUGCGCCGAGGAUUACCGGAACCAGCAGGAGGGCGGAGUCUCCCGGGCCGCCGCCAUCGGCGCCGAUGACCUGCUGCCCAUCCUGUCUCCUGUUGUCUUCCCAGCUUCCUGAUUGGUGAAGAGGGUUACUGUCUCACCUCCCUGCAGAGCGCUCUGGCCUACAUUGAGUCUCUGCCAGCAAGAGCUGACCUUGCUGACCCCGAGUAACGCCCCUGACCUGCGGAGCCGCCACAGGUACAAGCUGGCCUCUGAUUGGCCAGACGGAGAUGAGGUUAUGACCUUUGCUCUGGAGGCUCCUGGAUAUCAGGAAGGACUUACAGCUGGCUGCUCUGAGCAUGCUCAGUAGGGUCUGAGAAACGGGAAGCACUGCAGCCGGACCGGACCGGACUGGACCAGGGGAAGGGCUGCUUCGGCGUUUCUUCUACUUUUCCGGGUUGUUCCUCAUCUUGCUCAGUCUUUAUUUUCUGACGCUGGAGCUGUCGGCUCCGCCUCCCAGCCAAUCAGAAGACUCCAGGUGUCAACUGGUUUUUCUGCCCCCUGCAGGACAUUUCAAUAAUUCCUCUGCAAACAUGAUCACCUGGUUGGUGGGCGGAGCCUGAGCUGGAGAGAAACAUUCAGGAAGUAAAGCAGCAGCAGAUCUGAGGCCUGUAAUCCAGACUUUACUGGAUUAUUCAGUCAAAACAUGGGAGUUAAACGCGGCUGCAGAUUACUGUUUGAAACUACAGGAAGUCUGAUAAUCCUGCUGAUGAUCUAACCGGGUCACCAUGUUGGUGAACGGCAUCGUGGGUAAUUUGCUUGCAGUGGAUGUGAUGACAGAGCAGACUCUGGGUGACCUUCAGGAUGACCUCUGAGGUCUGUGUCGGUCCUGCUGCUGAGGAACUGAAGGGAAUCUUGGUUUAGUUUUUUGUUUUUUUUCCUGAAUUUAGUUUCUUCUCCUCUAGUUUUUAUUCAAUUUGCCAGAACCUGUCCAGAGGUCGGGGGUCAUUAAAUCAAUUAGGUAACUUUGUA